Messenger RNA from Ambispora gerdemannii, 1497 nucleotides. The record is from the annotation of a GenBank genome assembly. NCBI's taxonomy places the organism in Eukaryota, Fungi, Glomeromycota, Glomeromycetes, Archaeosporales, Ambisporaceae.
AUGGCGAAGCCGUUUUUGGCAAUUCUUUUCUUGUUAUUAAUAGUAGAAUUUACGCGCGUAGAAGCGCAGUCUUCACAAAAUGCAACAGAAAAUAACUCAACUUUGCCGAGACGACACGACUAUAAGCAUACCUUUAAAAAACCAUACUACUAUAAUGAAACUGUACCGUUCUUUGACACAUAUGGGAACACAUUAUUAGCCCAGGAUUUUAUCAGACUAGCACCGAGUGUACCUCACCAUUCAGGAGCAAUAUGGUCACAAUUACCAAACACUUUCAAAGAUUGGGAAGUGGAAUUUUCCUUUAAAAUAUAUGGCAAUUAUUAUAUUGGUGGUCGAGGGAUUGGGUUUUGGUACACAAAAGAUCGUGGGGAAUCCGGUCCGGUACUUGGUAGCAAAGAUCAAUGGGAUGGCGUGGGAAUUUUUUUUGAAACGUCUGAUGCUUCGCGAAAUCGCGUACAUCCACUUAUUAUGGGUCAACUGAAUGAUGGCAAAACGGCAUACAAUAAUUUAACGGACCCCGAGAAAAAUUCAUUUGCCGGCUGCUAUCGACAAUUCCGUAACGCACCAUCCCCGAUUUACGUGAAAGUAACUUAUUAUAAUAACACAAUCAAGUUGGCUGUUGAUGCAAAUAAUCACGGACAACAUUAUCUUCCUUGCUUUGAAGCCGAUGACGUUAAAGUCCCGACAGGAUAUUAUUUUGGACUUACCGCAGCCGCUGAAGGUGAAACACCAGACGAUCACGACGUGUUGUCUUUUGAAUUAUACGAAUUAAACCCACCACCAAAAGAAAAUGUACCAUUACGUCCACACGAAAAAGAAAAGUCUAAAUCGCAGCCAGCAGAAGAUUACGUGAUUCCAGAGGAUGUACAACAGCGAAUCGAAGAAGUUGCCAAAGUUGUAAAUCCUAUUACUGAAGAAUCGAAAGAUAAAGAAGAUACGAGAAGCUUAGAUUUCGUAAAGGGAAUGCAAGUUCAGAUACUUGAAACUCUUGAAGUGAUACAAGAUCGAAUUGAUCGUAUAGACGUCAAUGCAGCAUCUGAUAAGAAAAAUACUAAUAAUUUCCCUCACACCGGAGGAUUUCCAUCUCAAGGAGAAGGUCACCAAUUGACUGCCGUCAUUCAAAAACUCGAUAGAAUAAUUAGUGGAAUAGGUAGCCUAGAAGCACGUAUAAUUCAUAUAGGAGGCGUCGCACAUGGCAGUCCAAAUCCCAGUCCAAAUCCCAGUUCAAAUCCCAGUUCAAAUCCCAGUUCAAAUCCAAAUUUUAAAGAUGAAUUACAACGUAUUAUACAUAAACUUGAUGCUUUGGAUUCUCGAAUGACCGGACAACACUAUCAAACACAAAAAGUGAUAAAGGACGCCACUAACACACAAGCUGUCGAGACUACUACAUCGACAUGGAUGUGGAUAAUGUAUUUAUUUUUGACAUCGUUGGUGCUUGCUUGUGGAUAUGUGGUGUAUCAAACUAGAUUAGAGAUUAAUCAAAAAAAAUUUAUUUAA